Messenger RNA from Fomitopsis serialis, 1104 nucleotides. RefSeq lists its product as uncharacterized. The transcript has 5 exons. NCBI's taxonomy places the organism in Eukaryota, Fungi, Basidiomycota, Agaricomycetes, Polyporales, Fomitopsidaceae. Gene Ontology annotation, biological process: gluconeogenesis. Gene Ontology annotation, cellular component: cytosol. Bases 1 to 1104 code for a protein of 367 amino acids. Gene Ontology annotation, molecular function: ATP binding; phosphoenolpyruvate carboxykinase (ATP) activity. The record is from RefSeq and is a predicted model, not a curated record.
AUGUUCGAGAACAACCGUGAGCGUGCCGUCGACUACCUCAAUACUUGGGACAACAUCUAUGUCUUUGACGGGUACGCGGGCUGGGAUCCGAAGUACCGUAUUAAGGCCCGCGUCGUCUGCGCGAUUUUCGGCGAGCCGGACUACAACGCGGACCAGCUCCCGGCGAGCCGUUUCACGGAGGGCGUGAGCAGUACCACGUCUGUUGAGAUCAAUUUCAAGCGCAUGAACGCGAUCAUCCUCGGCAUGGAGUAUGCAGGUGAGAUGAAGAAGGGUGCCUUCUCCGUCAUGGCGCGUGUCGGCCAGCUCUCACUGCACCCGCCUGCCAAUGUCGGCAUCGAGAACAACGAUGCGACCCUCUUCUGUGGGUUGUCGGACAUGGGCAAGACGACGCUCUCCGCCGGCCCCCGCCGGAAGCUGAUUGGCGACGACGAGCACGUCUGGUCGGACGACGGCGUGUUCAACUUCGAGGGCGGGUGCUACGCGAAGUGCGUCGACCUCUCCGCAGAGAAGGAGACCGAGAUCUCCAACGCGGUCCGCUUCGGGAGCAUCCUCGAGAAUGUCGCGUACAACCCGAUCUUGCGCGUGCCCCACUACGUAGACGUCAGCAUCACGGAGAGCACGCGCUGCGCGUACCCGAUUGAGUUCAUCCCGAACGCGCAGAUCCCGUGCGUGGUCAACCGCCAGCAGAGCAACAUCAUCAUGCUCACCUACCAUGCGUUCGGUGCCCUGCCGCCCACGUGCUACUUCGCGCCGUUCAUCGUCCUGCACCCCGGAGGCCACGCCGAGAUGCUCGCGGAGCGUAUGUCGAAGAACGACGUCGACUGCUGGCUGAUCAAUGCGGGCUGGACGGGCGACCAGUACGGGACGGGUAAGCGCUGCCCGCUCAAUUACACGCGCAUGGUGGUGCACUCGGGCGAGCUUGCCAAGGCGGAGUACGAGACGUUCCGUGUCGGGACGUUCGGUCUCCAGGUCCUGACCCACAUCGAGGGCGUGCCGCGCGAGCUGUCGAGCCUCUGCUUGGCGUGGACGGACAAGGCGGCGUUUGAGAGGGAGGUGAGGAAGCUGGCGGUGAUGUUCCAGAAGGCGUUUGCGCUGUAUCCAUAG